Cebus imitator (Panamanian white-faced capuchin) is the source of this 585-nucleotide messenger RNA. RefSeq names its product RNA polymerase II subunit A C-terminal domain phosphatase SSU72-like. The record is from RefSeq and is a predicted model, not a curated record. NCBI's taxonomy places the organism in Eukaryota, Metazoa, Chordata, Mammalia, Primates, Cebidae. Gene Ontology annotation, biological process: termination of RNA polymerase II transcription. Gene Ontology annotation, cellular component: nucleus; mRNA cleavage and polyadenylation specificity factor complex. Gene Ontology annotation, molecular function: RNA polymerase II CTD heptapeptide repeat phosphatase activity. The transcript has a single exon. Bases 1 to 585 code for a protein of 194 amino acids.
AUGCUCUCCUCCCCACUCAGGAUGGCUGUGGUGUGCAUGAGCAAAAUCAACAGGAGCAUGGAGGCCCACAUCAUCCUCAGGAGAAAAGGGCUAAGCGUCCAGUCUUUUGGAACUGAAUCUCAUGUGAAGCCCCCAGGACCAAGACCCGAUCGUCCUGUGGUUUAUGAUUUUGCAACAACAUAUAAGGAGAUGCACAAUGACCUCCUCAGGAAAGACAGAGGAUGCUACACCCAGAAUGGAAUCUUACACAUCUUGGGAAGAAAUGAGAGAAUCAAGCUGGGUCCAGAAAGAUUUCAGGAAUGCACCAAUUCCUUUGAUGUCAUCUUCACCUGUGAGGAGAGUGUCUAUGACGGAGUGGUGGAAGAUCUGUGUUCCAGAGAUCAGCAGACCUUGCAGACUGUGCACGUGAUCAACAUGGACAUUGAAAAUACUCUGAAAGGUGCCACCCUGGGAGCUUUCCUCAUCUGUGAGCUUUGCCAGUGCCUGCAGCAGGCAGAUGACAUGGAAGAAAGUCUGGAGGAAUUGCUGCUGCAAAUGGAGGAGAAGGCAGGAAAGAGCUUUCUUCACACUGUCUGCUUCUACUGA